AUGUUGAAAUUUCAGGAUCCGGUUUACGGUAGUGCAGAACAAUCAGACGAUUGGAUCAAUGCAAAUCCCCUUGAUCGCACCGAUGAUACCGCGGACAGAGCUGUGUUCAUUCAACCAUUAGCACCUAGAGCGUCAAAAUAUGACAACUCACAUUUUCUGAAUGCUGAACUGGCGAAACUCGAGCAAAACGGACAGCAACAAAAGCAACAAGCACUUGAUCAACAAAAUGGUCAUCAGUCUUUGGAAAUGCCUUCUGGAGAAGAGCAAAUUCUCGACAGAAGACGCAAGGAUUCCAGAGCAAGCGCAGAGAUUCGGCCGAGUCUGUCGAGCGGCGAAAGUCGACCGAAAUCCUACGAAGAGGGCGCUGGCGACGAGGAGAAUGCAGAUAGUGAUGGCGCAAACCAACAGAUUCUCACAAAGCAAGGUGUUAGUCGUCCGAAAUCAACCUCUGCGGAUGAAUCUGAUCGUGAAGGCGAUUCAGAGAAUCUCCAGCAAACGGGCACUGAUCAUAUGACUGCAAGCAAGGAGACAGCAUCCACUGAGUAUCAAAGUGAGAUGAAUGCUAGUGAUAACGAUAAUAUCACCACCGUUGAGCUAUCGCCACAAACCGAAGUGAUGUUUCGUUCUGAAGAGACUAACGAAACGGAUUCUCUACGGAAUCUUACGUCGCUAUCGACCACGACACCUCUCAGGCAAGUGAUCAUUAAGUUCGAUAGCCAAGAAAGGCAAGCACUUGAUCAUCGAGCACGAAGUAUCGCUGCGGUGGCCGAAGACCAACAAAAGACUGUAACUGAGCCAGAAUACUCACUACAAUUAGACUCUAAACUAGCAGCAGCAGCAGCAGUUAACUCGUCAGAAGAAAGUGACAACUACGCAAGUGUUUCGACCAGUUCAGUAACUUCAUCGUAUUCGCACCUUUCAAGUGGAGCCGAGUUGAACAGUGAAGAAGAGUUACUCAACCUGAGCUCAUCCUCCAAUGAGACAUCGCUGGAAGAGUCGGCAAGAAAUUGCAGCAGUACUGCAGGCAGUGGAGAACCGUGCAGUUUCGAAGAGGCUAGCAGUGAGCAAUCCGAAGCACUCUUCGCCAACCUUAACCAACGAGUGUCCUCGUCAGAACAUCAGAAAGAGAUGCCGUUGAAUCCGAAAAGUGGAGUGAUUUUUGCGAACGGAACGAGUGCUGAAAAAGUGGGCAGGAUUGUUAUCGCAGCUCCUGAUUUCCCAAUAUUCGAUGCAGCUCACGAAGGGAAACCAGCCGCUGGCCCUAUAGACGUGAACGAAUUGCGAUGGGAGAGUCUGGGCUCGCUGAACGACUCAGAAAUACAGGUGGAACGAGAUUGUAAGGAGAAUUCAAAAACCGGCGCUACCGAAUGUUUAGAAAGACUGCGAAAUGUCUCAUGUUUGCCAGCCGAUUCAUCAUUAGAAUCAUCGACGUCACUGGAAUCGGAAGCCUCAGCACUAGCAGAGUAUGCGUCUGAACAACGCAUCAAUCUGGUCAAAUGUCCCGAAAGCAUGGAUUUGACGAUUCUAGCAGAAACAAAUUACACAUUCGACUUGUGUCGAAAGUACAAAAUAAUCAACGGAAUGGCUUAUGACAUCGUGGAGUUCCCUUGCAGACAGAUGGUUUUCAAUGAAACAGCGAAUGCCACUUUAAGUGAGCUGAGGUCAACAGGCAUAUUCGAAGGACAAACCGUUGAACCAGAAGUGAUCACUUCCUACGCUCUAACAAAUGAGACAACCCCCACCGCGCUGGAACAAGAAGGCGUAGAGACGACCACGGAGAGCACUACAGGUGUUUUGGCUGAGUGGAAUUUCACCUUUUGA
This is a messenger RNA of Anisakis simplex (herring worm), 1821 nucleotides long. NCBI's taxonomy places the organism in Eukaryota, Metazoa, Nematoda, Chromadorea, Rhabditida, Anisakidae. The record is from the annotation of a GenBank genome assembly.